AUGGAGACGGUUUUAAGUAUCUGUCUGUUAGUCUUCAUCCUGGGCUGUAACCUCUCUGCAGGUAAGACUUUAAAAACAUCUAAAACCAGUUUAAACCUUUGAAUCUUCUUUAAAGAUACGAUUAUAAACUUCAGUGAGUCACAAAUGUUCACAAGAAAUUCAGCGGCUGAUGUCAACGAGGGAAAAGUGUCUUCAGAAGUUUUUAGAUCGUCCUCAAAGAUUGAAGGUUUCAUCAAAAAUGUGCAAUUAGGAUAAAAAUCCACAGGCGAUCAGGGUUGAGUUAACUUUAGCUAAACUUUGAGGAUGAUCAAACAAAUAUGGGGACGGUUUUUAUCAAACUUGUUCAUUUCGAUAAGAAAAUCUCACUAAAAGGAACAAAUAAAUCCAUUUAUCAAGAUCUCAGUCUGUGAAUCUAGAGGAUAAAAACAACUUUAAGUUUGACUUUAACAACUUUUUCCAGUUCGUUUAUAAAAGCUCAUACAGAUGAUGUUUUUUAAUGUAAACUUGUUUUUCUUUUGCAGCAGUCAAACAAGAAAUAGUCCAAGAAAGGACAUACGUGUCUCUGCACUGUCCUCAGUCUGUGGUUCGUAAUGUGACCUGGAGCAGAGAGAAGGAUGGAGUCAGAACUGACAUCCUCACAGUUGAUGGUGACAGGAACAUAAAACACAUUAAUGACUCACAUAAAUAUUACGAUUCAUUGGCAGAUAAAUCUCUUCUAAUAUCAAAAGUUCGUCUCACAGACAGUGGACAAUAUUUCUGUAACAGUGAAGCAGCUGUGGAUCUGACGGUGGUCCCUUCAGGUAACAUCAAACUUUCUUCUUCUGUUUCUAUUUGUUGUUUUUUAUCUUUGACUGAUGACACUUCAGGUUUAGUGUUUAGUACAGAUGUUAUUCUGACUUUUCUUGAGGUUUAAAAACUGAAUUCACUGACCUGAUCUUUUCUCUCUCAUAAACCUGAAUCUUUCUUCUGCACAGGAACUCUUGUUCUCGAUGCUACAGAGGAGACCACUGUCACUCUGAAAUGCUCUUCUAAAGCUGGAGGAUCAGCUGAUCCAACAUGGAGCACAGGCUCCGGUGAAAUACAGUCACAGAGACGGUUUUAUGUUUCAUCAGCUCACAGGACUUUGAAGAUCAGAAGAGUGAAGCCCGCUGACUCUGGACUUUACUACUGUGAUGGAAAAGCUGCUGCUUAUCUGAGAGUGAUGGGAGAGGAUCAGUCUGAGGGAGGUGAGAGACCAGAACUCAGAGAGGAAAUCAAGUUUCUACAGUACAAAACAGUCAUUUCUGUUUUCUUCAUAAUGUUUUAUAAUUAACUUUAGGAAAAAAGACAGAAACCACGACAACAAACAGAGAGGAAACAGAGAGAGCGACAGAAACUGUACCAAUAAGACCACCACCAACAGACGGAGACAGGACAACAACAGAGGAAACAGAGACAAAAACAACACAACACACAGACAGUAAGUCAAAACAUGUUCAGUCUGUUCAGAUCUCAGAGGAAAUCAAGUUUCUGCAGAGGAGGAAGUCAGACAGAGCUUUUCACACUCUAGGCCUGUGCUACCUACAAUGCAGCCCGACCUUUGUAAUAUGGUUGCAUUGAGGGUAGUGAGGUCGCUGCAGUAACUCGACAUGCAUGCAUUCAAAAGUCAUAGUUUGAGGUCGUCUUCACGAGGCUCAUGUUCAAUAGUAUAAAGACUGAGGUAUUUUCCAUCGCUUGUACUAAACUCUCUGAGGAAACAGUCAUUUCUCUUUUCUUCAUACUGUUCUACAAUUAACUUCAGGUGAAAAGACAGAAACAAUGACAACAACUCAGCCUGAGACAAACAGAGAGGAAACAGAGAGAACGACAGAAACUGUAUCAUUAAGACCACCAUCAACAGAUGGUGAUACAACCACGACAGAGGAAACAAAGAGAACGAGAACGACACAACACACUGAGGACACUGACAGUAAGUCAACCUUGGUUUUAAUAUUGGAAAAGUAUUUCAUAAAACAUGUUCAGUCUGUUCAGAUCUCAGAGACAGUCUGAGUUUAACUUAUAUAAAAAUGAAACCGUUGAGGUUUUUUGUCAGAUAUGGAAAGUCACACGUCUCAGUGGUUUCAGCUGUGAGGACAACGCUGCUAAACAAUUAACCACAAUGCAUCAGUGAAGGACUUCUGGAACAGUGAUAAAGAGUUUCACACCCUCAGAUCAUUUUUAGAAGUGUCUUCUUUCUUGACCUUGUUCUCAGGGUCUUUCAUGUUUGUCUCGUUUGCUUUUUUUGUCUCAUAUCCUCAGUCUUGAUGCACCUCAGUAAAUCUAAAUAAUAUAAUCACAUAAUAUUGAUAAAUUUAAACUUACUAAAGAUUACCCUUUGUUUUUUCUGUUCCACGUAGAGGGGAAGAAGACAACACCAACCACACCUUUAGGUAAAGAACCAAAGCAGAAGAGUCCUCAUGCAGAUGUUAAUGCUUAUUCUUACUUGUUUUAUCUGAAGUUUUGCUGAAAUCUGAACUAUUUGCAGGAAAGUGUAAGCUGUGUUUUCUAGUUAAACUCUGAGUUUUGUGUCUGUAAAGUGUCUCACACUGCAGUCAUUAACGUUUAUUAAAUAUUUCCAGUUUGUAAAUUCUACCCUUUGUUCCAGUGUUGGGAGCAGCUGUCUCGUUCUUAUUCAUUGUCUUCAUCGUUAUUAUAAUUGUCUUCAAAAGACGCAGAUCUAAAAAACAAGGUGAGUAAACUUGAUUAUUUCUUUGAAAUGAAUCUAGAAAGGCGUGAUCAGAUGUUUAGUCUUACUCGGGCUGCUGUAAUCCGAUAUUCUCCUCAUAAUUCUGGCAUUAAAUCGAGGAAUAGGAUUACUUUUUAAUCAUUAAAUGUGUUCAGAAUGAGGGCGUGUUUCUUCGCAGCAGGAUAUGUAAUCGUUGAAGUCCCUAACUGAGUGAAGGUCAAACUGAUCAUUUCUCAGAGUAUCUUCAGAUGUUCUGAGGUAAGGGCGGUUCGUCUGCAGGAAAUGGCGUCUUUUCUCACUUUGAUCUUUAUCUUUGUGGUUGUUGUUGUUGUUGUUUGCUCACAGGCAAAGAUGAAACUCAUGUCUACGAUGAAAUACAGGAAGGACUGGUCUGUGGACCGAACCAAAAUGACCCUACAUACUCCAUCAUCUCUGACCUCCCACUGACGGGAAAGAUGAACGGUAAACAUCCACCGUCAUCAUCAUCAUCAUACAUUUGAGCAGAUACAGGAAGUUCAUGCUUUAAACUUUAUCUUACAGUCACAAGCCUGGCAAACGAGUCCCCUUAUUCCUUAAUCGAGGACACUCGUACUGGUAACGUAUUUAUUUAGCUCCACAUGAGACACCUUUACAUCAACACUUACAAUCAUCUCGAAAAGAAACGGAUGUGGUUGGAAAUUCGCCCACGAUGAUUAUGAAAUGUGACAUUUCAGUUUGUCACUCUUUUUAAACAGUUAUUAACCCUUAAUACGUCCAAAACAUCCAUACAGACUUAUGUUUAAAAUAAUGAACUUUAGGAUGCCUCAUGAAACAGGAAUUUGCCUUCAUUUCUCACCUCUUGAAUUUUGGAAACAGCUGUUUUUGCUGAUCUAUAACGUGACGUGAACCGUGCUGACAACACCUGGUCUCAGCAGGUAGAAGAGAAACGAGGAAUUCAUUUUUCUGCAACGCUACAGUGUGCAGACUUGAUAGUAGCAGGUUAUCAGCUUUAAAAGUGUGUUUACAGUGAUGAUCUGAUUAUUUAAAAUCAUCUUAUUUUUGUGCACUUAAAAAAAAAAAAGAUAAUAUCUUAAUAUUUGCCACAUGCAAUAAAUCCUAGUAAGACAGUGAGCAGGACUGCAAACCUGAAACUGCACAAACAGGAAGUACAGAGCUCGACAGUGCAACGGUUUCACUCGCAUUUGCGACUAAAAAUAGAUGUGUGCGAAUUGUAAAAUGUAUUUAGAGGCAUAAAAACAAAAUCAGCCGAGGCAACAAAUGUUUUUUCCUGUAAAUACGGCGGUGAAGUUAGUUUUAGUUUGGAUACUGGACAGACAUUUACUGCCGAUGUACCGGUGUCUUCUCACUCUCCAUAACCUGAAAUAGCAACAGCAGCGGUCAAUGUCAGGUGUUGAAUAAGGGACUGUCAGUAAAUUACCAGUUGAUGUUCUCAGAAAAGGCAGUUUUCCUUUAAUAGCUUCCAUUUCUAAUAAUCGUACUAAGGUCGACCAAUAAGACAAACAUUAUUUGAUCAAUUUUCAUCGUGCCCCUUAAGUUCUUUGUGUGCUCCUUACUUUUUCAACUUUGGCGCACAUGUGCUCCUUGUGAAAAAAGUUAGUGUCAAGCCCUGAAGUACUUUCAAGAGCUACACAGCUGCACAGAAACUGCACAUUGCUGACAACCAAGGACACAUUUUCACCCUUUCAUCAUAGAGCGGGUGUUGGGUCUAAUCCAAAUUUUCUGGUAGUUGAUUUUAAAUCACGAAGCUGUCAAACGUUCUGUUCACUGAGUUCUUUUUAAUUUGCAGGUUCUACACAGACGGCUGAAGGUCCUUAUUUCUUACUGCAGAAACCAAAAACUCUUGAGAACAACUGUGACGUGACGACAGAGGUUUGAGUCCUUGGGAUAAAUCCAUGAGGCAGAUUUCGAUGCUGCUGUGUUUCAGCAGCUGAACAGUAACAUUAGCUGUUAUUUAGAUCAAUGACCUGCUCCAAAGAUUCAUGUCUGUAAUAAAUUUAUAGAAAACUUAUUUUUCCUCUUCAAGUUUGAAUGUUUGUAAAUAUAUUAUAUCAUUAUCUUUAAUAAAAAAAAUACCAAUCCUGUUUUUUUGAUUUCUUCAUGCACAUGUUUAACUUUCUUCUCUGUUGGUAUAAAGUUGUAAGCUAUGGUUCGAUUUCUAACCACGACUCUUUGUUGCACGUCCUCCCCCUCUCUCUGCUCCCCACACAUCCUGUCUCUCUUCAGAUGUCCUGUCUAACAAAAAAAAAGAGAGACAAAAUUAUCCCCAAAAAAAAGCUGAGAAGUUCAGUUUGUGUUUGCAAACUUUAUCAUUCAAGGUUGAAAUCCUUUUACUACUAAUAAAAAAAAAAAAAGUAAACAUUUUUGCAGUUUUAUGAGGUUAAAUCAAGCGUUAAGGGUUUUGAUCCAGAAUGAGAAACAAUGAAAACAAGAACACAGACCUCGUCACUAUUGUACCAUACAUUUGAGGUUUUUUUGACCUCUUUCUUUCUGAUGGUGUGAUGGAAAACCAACAUUCUCUGUUCCACAUUUCACUUCACUUUACAGCCUAACAACACCGGGUGGACCUGAAUCAAACCUUUCCCAAUUCCUUUACAGUCGAGACGCUAAACCGGCUCUUUUUCUGGUGAAUUCUGUGAUCUCAUGAGUCAUUUUCACAAUGAGAAGUCUUGACGACACCGCCCAACCGUGAGAAGACGCAGUGUCAGGGUCAGUUCACAUAAAACCGCAUUAAAAUUGUUCCUCUUUCGUGGGUUAAAAAGGUGCAUGUUUGGUUGAUCGUUGGGUAGAAAUAACCGACACGUCAGCGCUCUGCCCUCCUGUCAGAGCCAGGCCCUGUUACUUCCUCUGUACUUCACACUUCUCUUUAUUUUGGAACCUGUGAUGCAGAAUGUGACCACCCUGACCUCUGCAUACCUGCGAGUUCACUUUGACGGUCUCCGUGUUUGAUCCGAAUGUACCACCCAGAGUUUCUUUUCAUCACCGCACUGAGGAGGAGAGAGUGAGUCAGAGAUGUAAUCGAUUAAAAUUGCAUCAGUUUGUCAUGAAUCAUUGUCGUCAUACUCAGUAAAGCUUCUAUAAGGUUUUUUUUGUUUGUUUAUUAAUUGUGGUUUUGGUUGGAUGCAAAAGAAUUUGAUGGUAAAAUCUUUAAGAAAAUGGAGCAAACAAAAAAUGGUGGACAGAACCUUCUUGUCCUUAAAGGCCACCGUCACUUGACUACAACGGGGGUGAGCAAGGGGGCUUUGGAUCUGGAAUACGUGUGCUAGAUACUGUUAUGAAACCAUUUGACUGUCAUAAGUCUAAUAUUAUUAUUAUUGACGACUUAAGCAUGCAGAGACUGCUUUGUCCACAGGGGGCGCCAACAUUAACACAUGACAAAAGUUCCUUACAGGAGCUUUAAAGGUGGGGUAGUCAGGAUCGGAUGAAGUUCCAGUUUUUAGGAGAAAUCUUGAAUGUAAACUCGACCCCUCCCAACCAGUUUCCCCCUCAGCUCCUCCUCUCCCCUCUCUCUCUUAAGCCCCGCCCACAAACAGACGCUCGUAUCGUUCCAGUUAAAUUCAGAUAUAAUGCAGAUAAAUACUUCAGAUCAUUACAAAUGGGACCCAGUCAAGGUGAAAGUCAAAAGCAUUGGUGCUACUGUAGACGCCAACAGACUACCAGCAAACACAAUGUUUGCAGGACUUCUACAACUAGGAUAAAGUGACAUAGUCCAGGACCCGAGGUCAACAGUUAACGGCACUACAACAGGCAACACUUCUGUUACAGACACUUGUCUUACUUUGUUAAAGCGGUUUACCUGUCCAGCAGAAAGGUUACAGGGUCACUAAGAUCCCCAAGCGUCCCCCAUCGUUUAUGUUGACCCGGCUUUUUUAGCUCUUGUCCGGUCUACCUCCGUUUUAAGCGCCCGUUAUUCCUCCAGAGUCUCCGGUAUUUACUUUGUUUUCUUGCUUGUGUCGGCAGUCGUGGCCAAAGGAGGAUUCAGACAAUUUUCCAAACUUUCUGGUUGGUUUUUACUGUCCGAUAUUGUAGCACGCUAACUUUGUUUAGGCUCGUGAAUGUUAUUAAAUGAUGUGGAGCGUGCCUCACAACAUGAGGGAGCAGCGUCCGCCUCACAACCAAUCAGGUUGGGGAGGUGAAGAGCGGCUCUGUUUACACUCAGAAGGGGCGGGCUGUGCAAAAAAUCUAAAAUGUUGACUACACAGACAUAGGAGAACACAGAGAUAUCGUUAUAUUACCAAAUGUCAUCAAUAACUAAUAACUAUUGACUGAUAUUAGAAGAUUUCUUGUAUAUACACCACAAAAACGAUGCUUCUUUAACAGAAUCCUGCCUACCCCACCUUCACCUGUGUUUUAAACUGAAAAUACUACGUCUUGUCAUAUUACACUGAUGAAGUAAAAAUGUGGAUUUUCCAGGUGAGCUGUUUCAAAAGCUGUAUUUAAGGACAGAAGAGGAAACUCACGGUCUGAGCGUAAGUUUUUAUUCAUUGUUUCAUUGGUCCGGUUGAUUUUAUUUCUGAGGCUGUACAGUGACCUCCUUUUUUUUCCAGAGUGAUGACGCUCAGCUCUUCAGAGUCCCUUGGGAGGAGGAAGAGGAUCAGCGACGUGGAAAAGUGUCUGUCAGCCCGAAGCUGAUCUUCAGUCUGAGGUUUAUCCUAUGAAGAUGAUCCUGCUCUUGGUCCUCUGUCAGGUUUGGAUCCUGCACACGGUCUUGAUCUUCUGCAGAGAAAACUCCACAGGUACAGCUGAGGAGCAUUUCUUUGGUUUGAGUUUUAACAGAGUGAUCAGUUUUAUUCUGGGUUUCUGAUACAUGUGCAGAGCUUGUUAAACAGUUAUUUUAAUACCUUUUAAUGUGAGAACGAUGCAGAAAAGAAGCUAAAUAAUGAAACCUGUGCUGAAAUUUUUGUGAAAAUGAAAAGGAACUAUUUUAAAUAUUUCAAAAAGUUAAAACAAUCCAAAGUUUUGACUGAGAAUGUGGAUAUUUAAACACGAAUCCCCAUUUUUGAUGUUGAUCCUGAUUUUCCCUUCUACAGUUUUAUUCUGUUUGACACACAAACUUUAAGUUAUUCAAUCUAAAAUUAAAAGAGUUUUAGACUCCCUGUAGCUAUUAUUAAAGUUGACUGGAUAUUUCCUGGUUGUUAUUUGGGGCUGAUCGGACGUCAGAGAGCGUGUUUCCACGAGAUAAAAGAAAAAAAAAAAACAGAUCAUACAGGAAACGGGCUGAAAACUCAUCACUAUCAGCAGGACGUGAAUAAUGCAGUCUACGUCUACAUUAAGAGGUUAAAGAGAUGUCAAAAUGAAACCCUAAAAAGUUUGUACAAUUCCUUUAAAACAGAAACCAUCUGUUAAAGGUGCAGUACGCAAAUUUAAGCUCAGAAAAAAUGGACUUUAAAACUCAUAAGUGUGUUUUGAUAAGUGAUUAGUCAAAGUAAAAACAUUCAUAUUUUUCGUGGUUGUUUGGUGUAAAAAACAAAAAUAUAAACUUUUUAACAUUUGACUUGAUGUAAUGUCAAAUAUUCAGCUGCAUAAAGCAGAACUUUUACUAAAGCUCAGUACCCGGAUCCCCUAAACUCUACCGUUGUCUUUUUCAUGGCUCUUCCUUGAUUUCCUGUAAAGUUGGUCGAAACUAAAUCGUCGUUGACACUUUGAAAAUACGUGAAACAUUAUAAAACUGGAGUUUCUUCUGUGAUAGUUUCCCUCUCCUCCAGCAGUGAUCCGGUUUUCAGUCCCGGAGGAUCAUCACAUCUGUCUGCGGUGUGCUGGUCCUGAUGACUCUUAUGUAGUCUGGACUAAUCAGGACAGGACAGUCUUGGUGAGUCGGCAGGAGGACAAUGAGACCAACGAGGACCCUGACCGGUUCCUCCUGCUGUCUGACGGCAGUCUGCUCCUCCUGAAGCUUCAGGACUCAGACAGUGGAGAGUACCGCUGCAAUGAGAGGCUGGUGGCUGAGCUGCAGGUGCUCACAGGUGAGCCGGGAGAGGGGCUGGAGAGGUGCAUUGUGGGACGACGGCACUGCUACUGAGCCAUGAAACCAAAAAGACUUCAGUUUCUGAAGUCUGGAUUUCAGCAGCUCAACUUUGUUGUGUUUUUUUACUUCAUGAUGCUUUAACUAUAUGUUCUCGGCCACCGUACCAAGACUGGAACGGCCACUGCUGCAAAUAAAACAAGAAUGCAAAAAAAAAAGAAAAAAAAAAAAGGAAACUGAAACCCGAUGCAAAUAAAAAAAAGAAACGGUGCAGAUAAAAAAAUUUUAGAAAGCCAUAAUGGAGGUUAACGACGCAAAAAAAAAGUGCUGAUGGAAAAAAAACAAAAAAAGCAUUACUUACUGCGAAAAUAAAAAGAUACAAAUAAAAAAAAAAGAAGCCACAACAGAAGUGAGCUGCCGGGGACAAAUAAUGAUGAUGUACCAAUGUUUUACAAUCUAGGCACAGAAAAUGACGGCGAGAAGUCGGGAGUCGGGGCCAGUACCCGAUGUAUCUGAACAGGUUAGCUUACGAGCUAAAGUUACUUAGCACAGAUGAAAGUUAAAACAAAGACAUUUAGCAAACUGUUAAAGCACACAAACCAUCCUUCAGGUCGUUAUCUUUGUAAUUCGACCGUGAUACGAAAAAAUAAAUGCCGUAACAACACAGGACGGGAAAAAACGUCGCUGAUGUGAACGCUUGUAUCGACAGGAUACGGGUUCAAAAAAAAAUAUUGAUGCCCGAAAUAAUCCCACGAUAAAAACGGUCCCGGUGUGAAAGGACCUUUUGCCUGAUCUUAUCAGGUCUUUUACUUUGAAAUUCUCUUUUGAAUUAAAGUGGAUUCACAAUUGUUCUUCUUUGUAUCUGUUAUUUCAAUCAGUGCCAGCUUCAGAGAGACCAACAGAAACCCACUGGCAGCCCAGAGGGAAGUAAAACAGUCUGGAUGUUGGUGUGAAAAAGCCUUACAUAAUGAAUAUCUUUGCUGUUACUUCUGCAUUUAAAGAGGAAGUUUAAGGUUGGACUCAGAGUCACAGACUGGGACUCAGUUUGAGAGUUAUUCCCCUCCCUCAGAUAUCAAAUCUAUAAAUGAAGGAGGGGAAAAUUCAGAGGUUGUUUAAAGAUAGCACUAACAGACUGAUUCUCAUCACGCCUCCUCAGGUCGUGACUUCUCGGUGUCUGCAGGCCGCACGCUGCUACUCCCCUGCAGCGGCUCCUACAGACCCAGAUUGAGGUGGUUUCACCGGAAGAGGGCAGGCGGGAGGCGGGAGCUUAUCUUUACCUGGUUUGGAAAUGGGACAGUGAAACCAGAGCGAGAAGGGGGCCGGCUCAGUUACAGGAAUAAUAGCCUACAGAUCCAGAACCUGCAGCUGGGGGACGCUGGAGAGUACCUGUGUAACGGAAAUCUGCAGGCCAGACUCACCGUCCUCACAGGUGAGAAGAACUGAGCAGAAACCUCAGUGUUAAAAUACCAAGUGUCAAAAACUGCAGUUCCUUGAGUGUCCACUGGAGGCUGACUGCAAAAAGUGAGUCAAUCCUAACUUGAAGCCUCGGUCUCUACAGAUACACUAAUGAUUUAUCUGAUUGAAGAGACACUCAGAGUAGUGACCUGUCUUUGCAGAGGAGGAUUUAAUUUAGUAAAUAAAGCAGGAAUUGAAUCUUUGCAGCAGUAUUAACAGAAACUACAGUUUACUGAAAGAGAUGGCACAAUUUUAAAAAAGGUUUGUUUUUAAUUUAUCAGAUCAGUCGGACCCGAACAGCAAAACUACAACACCUGAUGUGACAACGACGGGUAGGACUUUCUCUUCCAUCAUUUAAAACGUCUAAAUGAAACAGGAAAACUUCACCACAACUCCUCUCUCCUCCCAAAACACACUGAUCGUCUAUUACAUUCAUUAGUCUUUCUGUUUUUGCAUUAUUGACACCUUGAUAGACCACAUUGACCACUUUUAUAAUAAUUGCCCUUUAAAUUUAUUUUAUAGUUUUCCUUCUUGUAGUAUAAUUUUGAGUCUAAUUCAGGAUUUUGUUCUUUGCUUUUAUUUUUCUUUCUGCUCGUUUUUUUCAGUAGAAACAAAGAAGAAGGAGAAGAGGAGAAAUGAAAACGGUUGGUCGGCUUUGCACGCUCCUCAUACCUCACGCUGUUUUCUCGUCUGUGGGUGGUUUCAUGAUGGUUUCUCUUUUCUCUGUUUGAUCUCUGUCAGUCCUGCUCAUGGUCGCUGUGGUCGGGUUGGGGUUGAUGAUCUUGUUCCUGGCGGCCGUUUGUGUUUUACUCACCAGCAUGAGGUGCAGAAAGGAGAAGAAGUACAGCAGAUCAGGUAGGCGGUCUGAUGUAUGGGACGCCAAGAGGGUCAUUAUUUCUAUACUUGGUGUCCAUCAGCACCGAGGAUUGAGGUUAAAAAGGCCGGUAUGCUGCGAAAAGAGGUUUGAACAAGUCAGUCAAGCUUUAUUUAUACAUCACCUAGAGACGUCUGCGCACUAAUACCAAUAAAAUAUAUGUAAUUAAAACAACAAGAGUUAAUCAUAAGUUAAAGCAUCAAAAAUGACAUUAAAAAUAAAAUGAUAAAAAGCACUCAACUCAAAAAAGAAAAAAGAAAAUGAGAAUGUAAGAAAGUCAAAAAGAUGAUAGGGGCCUGUUUCCACCGACGAUAAAAGGGUCCAACUUUGUCUGAAACGGCGCUGAUGAAUAAUCUAAACAAACUUGUGUUUUCAUCGGUGAAAUUUCCAGUCCAGAGCUGAUGCUAAUGCCAGGAUGUGUUUCCUUUCCAUCACUGAAAGUAAAGCAAAAUUAAAGUGAUUAAAAACAGACCGAUCAGUCAAGACAGUCAGUGGACACGGGCCCUCAAGCGGACAUGUUUUAAGGACGUUGAUAAUCUUGACUCAGAGAAAAACUUUCCUUUUCUGUAUGUUCAUACCUUUGGUUUAAGGAUUGCUAAAAUAAUUACUACUUGCUUUAAAAAAAAAAAGAGUGUAAGCGAUGUUUAGAGUCUCUAAGAUUAUUUCAAGUUUUACUUUGACACAAAAACUUCUAAACUUAUAUUAAAGGAUUAUAGAGAAAGUUCCAGAAAGAAGCUUACUCAGAGAAUCAGAAAAGCUGUCCUCACCUGUAUGUUCACCUUCUUCUGUUCCAGCAUCACAGCGGAAUGAAGACACCGAGCUGCAGCUGUGGAAAACCUCCGACACACACACCGGUAACUCCAUCUGACUUCAUGUUUCUGUGAUCCUCAGGAGCAGAGCCGACUCGAGAGUGUGCUGGGGCCCCAAGCAAAAAUUCUCAAGGGGCCCCUCUGACAAGCAUUAAACAUAUAAAUAGGGCUAGGGUUCUUCGUCGAUGUAGUUGAUGUGAUCAACUUCGAAAAUUCAUUGAUGCGUCGCAUGAUGACGUAGACAAUUGCUACUUUAGGUAACGGUAGAGGCAUGGACAGAAAACGAGCUACUUUAGCAGAAAACGAGCUACUUUAGCAUGAUCUAUGAGCAGCUCCUCUAAAUCAGUAGUCUUCCAGGCUUCCUCAUUCACAUUUCCAAGAUCGCGCUGCUUUCAUUCAAGAAGACAUGCAGUGACCUGUCAAUCAAAUAACCCACCGCUGAUGCAGCAAACGCCAGAGUGGACGCUACAUCAUACGCCCUGCAUCUCAUAUUUAAUUCAUUCACUUUAAGCAGUUAGCUCAGAGUUGAAGCAUCAGUUUUAUGCUCUUGUUUGUCCUAUAACUCACUAAUUAAUCAGCUGUGUGAUCGCAGACGAUAGCUCGCUAAUCCUAAUACUCGGCACACGUGAGCUCCGCUGCACAUAUGUAUACUGAUACACAGGUAGAGCCACGUAAGAAAAAAACUAAUUUUUAAAGUGUGGUGGCUUUUAUUUAACCGUGGCGGUGCACCACGAUCAAUUGCAUAAAGGGGAAACUUUUUAAAGACACGUUUUUAAUUUUUAUUUUGGUUAAAUUCAUUGUUAUAUUAAUUGGUAAAUAAAAUAAUAAAAAUCAUUAGAAUAAUCGAUAAAUUAGUCAAUACAUUAGUCAACUAAUCAGUUAAUAGAAAAUCGUUAGAUUAAUUGACAAAAUUAAAAUAUUCGUUAGGUGCAGCCCUACAUGUAAAUUAUCUUAAACUAACAAAAGAGGUUAGAAACUGAAACUUAAACUGAAACAAUUAUCAUUAUUACAACAUAACUUGAAAUUUAGCUUUAAAAUAGCGACAACUCUGGUUUGUUUUUACCAAAAUAGUCAGCGCUUCACCUUUGUUCUAAGAUUUGAUGUCUGAGACUUACUUCAGUAUGUUAAAUGCUCCAAAGUUGACAGUAUUUCAUGUAGAAACUAAGCACACUGUCUUAAUUGAGAUCUACAUUUCAAAGCAUCAACAGUGUAAAAGUUAAGCUAGUUAAGACACAACUUUCAUUAAAAGCAUGUCAUUAACAGUGAAAGCUUUCAUCUGGGUUAGCUGUUUUAGCUGUUAUUAGCUGUUUUCCCCUCCAAAACCCUCCAUUACUGGUGUUCUAGUAACUUAAGUGAUAUAUCAGCAUUGCACCUUACAACUUCUUACAACUUUCUCUUUGUCAGCUAACCUCGCAAAACAGUGCGGGUAUGUCAACACACGGUAACAGUGAGCUAACGAAGCGGGAAACCCGAGGCUAGCGUCUCCUGCUAAGCUAACACGGCUAACUACCUACCAAACAAUUAACAUCCAGACUUAAACCUUAUGCUAAUUAAAGUGUUUACCAAACUUCGCUUUCUGCUCCACUUACCGAUGUUUUGCUUUCUCCUUAUUUCCUUCUCUUUCUUUUCUCACUCCCCGAUGAGUCACUCCACUCAAUUUGAUUGACAACUUCCGUGAAGAUGGGCGUUGGUCACGUAGCAGUGCGACCAUAGAUACAUACGUAAACGCUAGAGGGCUUACGUACGCUGUUAGAAAAUGGAGACCGACGUCCGCGCAUGGCGGCCAUCUUGCUAUGGGCAGCUCACCCACUCAUAACAUGACAGUCUAUGGUGCAUGUAGCAUUUAAAUAACCAUAGAUUGAUUAAUUUUAAAACGAUUUUCAAACAGUUUGGUUUGUAACAAACCUCAGAGUUUAACUUAUGUUCCUGCAUACUUAGGAAUUAUUUUAACCAUGGAUUUUCAUAAAUAAACAUCAAGCAGAUAGGUAGACCAAUAGCUAUAGGCCUACACACACAGCAGUUAUAUUAAAUCAUUUGAAACAUUUGAUCAUUUCAUGUAUGUUAUAUUAAUAAUAUUUCUAUUAUAGGGAUAACUACAAUAGCAUUUGACAAUAACAUAACAUAUAUGUAUUUAUUUAAAAUAGGCUAUCAUACAAGAAAUUAAAAUCUCGAUUGUGGUCUCACCCUUGACAGCUUGUGCAAAGAGACUCAAAGUUAACCCUUGCGUGCAAAUAGCCGUGAAACAACUGUGCUGCACGAUUAAGUCUUUUUUUUUUCUCAAAGAACAUCUGCCAUUUCAAUAUUUCCAAGCAUCCCGACCAUAGACUGUAUAAAGAAUAGAGUAUAGUAUAUACAGUCUAUGAUCCCAACUCAUAGCCACUUUAUUAAGGUCUGUAAUGAACAAAAACAUUUGUAAAUCUGUCAAGAUUUCAGAAAGUUAAGACGAUUUUUGAUCAUACAGAUUACUCAACCUUUGCAGCUACCAUAGAGCGUACCAGUCAUCUAGCCUUUCUUAUAUAUAUAUCUAUGGGGGUAUCCGUAUAAGAUGUUAUUGCAAUAUGACCACUGGUUGUUUAGUGGAGUUGCAAUAAAUUAGGACAUUUUUGUCUUGGGGGCCCCAAGUAACUGCCCGCCUUAUGUGUUUUCUUUUCAAACAAACCUGCUCCAUGUCCCCCUGCAGACCGUGAGGCUGCUGAAAACCUGCCUCUGCCUGAGGAGACCAUUCACUACGCCUCUCUGGGCCGACAGAACUGGAGGGACAGACCCUGCAGGACCCCACCAGACCAGAACCAGCACAACGUGAUCUACUCGUCUGUCAUCACCAGACCUGCAGCGAGAUGA
Molecule: messenger RNA, 14642 nt
Organism: Xyrichtys novacula (pearly razorfish)
Lineage: Eukaryota; Metazoa; Chordata; Actinopteri; Labriformes; Labridae
Source: the annotation of a GenBank genome assembly